Messenger RNA from Phycodurus eques (leafy seadragon), 1673 nucleotides. RefSeq lists its product as uncharacterized. Gene Ontology annotation, cellular component: mitochondrial inner membrane. Bases 118 to 1014 code for a protein of 298 amino acids. The record is from RefSeq and is a predicted model, not a curated record. Gene Ontology annotation, molecular function: ATP:ADP antiporter activity. NCBI's taxonomy places the organism in Eukaryota, Metazoa, Chordata, Actinopteri, Syngnathiformes, Syngnathidae. The transcript is spliced from 4 exons. Gene Ontology annotation, biological process: mitochondrial ATP transmembrane transport; mitochondrial ADP transmembrane transport.
UCCGCAACGCGGCUUUCCAAUCGGCCAUUUCGUCGGUGCAGGCCAUAGCCGUAAAGGGCAACGGGGGGAAUCCGCAUUAUACUGGUUAUCUGAAAGGCAAGUCAAGAACAUCGCACCAUGAGUGAGACAGCUAUCUCUUUUGCCAAGGACUUCUUGGCCGGUGGCAUCUCCGCAGCCAUCUCCAAAACAGCCGUCGCACCCAUCGAGAGAGUGAAGCUUCUCCUUCAGGUGCAACAUGCCAGCAAGCAGAUCACCGCAGAUAAGCAGUAUAAGGGAAUUGUGGACUGUGUCGUCCGUAUCCCCAAGGAGCAGGGCUUCCUCUCUUUCUGGAGAGGUAACCUUGCCAAUGUCAUCAGGUAUUUCCCCACCCAGGCCCUCAACUUCGCUUUCAAGGACAAGUACAAGAAGAUCUUCCUGGACGGUGUCGACAAACGCACUCAGUUCUGGAGGUACUUCGCCGGCAACUUGGCAUCAGGCGGAGCCGCCGGAGCCACCUCCCUGUGCUUCGUGUACCCCCUCGACUUCGCCCGUACCCGUCUGGCUGCCGACGUCGGAAAGCCCGGCGCCGGGAGGGAGUUCAACGGUCUCGGUGACUGCUUGGUCAAGAUCUCCAAGUCUGACGGUCUGCGAGGCUUGUAUCAGGGCUUCAAUGUGUCCGUGCAGGGGAUCAUCAUCUACAGGGCUGCUUACUUUGGCAUCUACGACACCGCUAAGGGUAUGUUGCCUGACCCCAAUAACACUCACAUUCUUGUAAGCUGGAUGAUCGCCCAGACUGUGACAGCCGUCGCCGGCCUGACCUCCUACCCCUUUGACACUGUCCGUAGACGUAUGAUGAUGCAGUCUGGACGCAAAGGAGCUGACAUCAUGUACAGCGGCACCAUCGACUGCUGGCGUAAGAUUGCCCGCGACGAGGGUGGUAAGGCCUUCUUCAAGGGCGCGUGGUCCAACGUGCUGCGAGGCAUGGGCGGCGCUUUCGUGCUGGUGCUGUACGAUGAGCUGAAGAAGGUCAUCUAAAAAAAAAAAUGUCACGUCACCUCACUGUCCAAUUCGGCUAAAUGUAAUAACUUUCCAUUUCUUAUGGACUCUGCAUUCUGCCUUAUUUAUGGGAACAAAACUAUAGUGUCCUCUCCACUUAGCUGUGGGUAAUGGCUGUACGUUGUGCAUCUUGAUUUUAAACGUUCCGCACCCCAUCUUUACCAAUGUCAUUCCUUCAACAAGUAUAAUACCUCCUGUUCACUAGGUUUGUAUGGUCCCAACUCGAAUAAAUCCAUUCUGGGGAACAAACUACAAAUAUGGCUGUCCACUCUUUUCCUCCACUGUCAUAGCAUGAGUACACUGGAUCAUGAAAAAGUGGAUUACACCCAACUGCUAUAUUUACUCACGCUUAUCUCCUCCUGAGCCUCCCUGUUUGUGGUCACUGCUAGGCUUCCUGCUCGGUACAGUACAGUAGAACCUUGUAACUAUUUGUUUCUCCAUUUGUAAACUGUUAAACAAAACACAAUUUUGUGGUUAGCAGGCUGCAUUUUAUGCUUGCUUUUUUGUUUUGGCAGAAACUUUAGAUAUAUGUUCAGCGAUACUGUUUUGGUUAACCUUUGGUACCACCGGUAAAUGAUUGACCUUAUUUGGCAUUUCAGUGGUUUAUUGGAACAUUAAAGUCAUGUUUCUCAUACAAA